UCUGCAUUGCGUUGUACACAUAGUUUCAAUUGGUUGUUUGUCCCUUUUUGUGAAUUCUUGGUUGGUGAGCUGACCCCAGACCUCACAACCAUAGAGGGCAAUAACAGGUUGAAGUAUUUUUAGCCAGACCCUCAUUGGGAUGUUGAGUUUAAUGUUCCUUUUUAUGGCAUAAAAGGCCCUUCUUGCCUUGUCUCUUAGACCGUUCACUGCCUUGUGUUUGUUACCUGUGUUGUUCCUGUUUAGGCCGAGGUAUGUAUAGUUUGUGUGCUCCAGGGCAACGGUGUCUAGAUGGAAUUUGUAUUUGUCGUCCUUGGUUGGGGACAGAUCUAGGUGCUGCUGUAGGCCCUCCUUGGUUGGGGACAGAUCUAGGUGCUGCUGUAGGCCCUCCUUGGUUGGGGACAGAUCUAGGUGCUGCUGUAGGCCCUCCUUGGUUGGGGACAGAUCUAGGUGCUGCUGUAGGCCCUCCUUGGUUGGGGACAGAUCUAGGUGCUGCUGUAGGUCCUCCUUGGUUGGGGACAGAUCUUGGUGCUGCUGUAGGUCCUCCUUGGUUGGGGACAGAUCUUGGUGCUGCUGUAGGUCCUCCUUGGUUGGGGACAGAUCUAGGUGCUGCUGUAGGCCCUCCUUGGUUGGGGACAGAUCUAGGUGCUGCUGUAGGCCCUCCUUGGUUGGGGACAGAUCUAGGUACUGCUGUAGGUCCUCCUUGGUUGGGGACAGAUCUAGGUGCUGCUGUAGGUCCUUCUUGGUUGGGGACAGAUCUAGGUGCUGCUGUAGGUCCUCCUUGGUUGGGGACAGAUCUAGGUGCUGCUGUAGGUCCUCCUUGGUUGAGGACAGAUCUAGGUGCUGCUGUAGGUCCUCCUUGGUUGGGGACAGAUCUAGGUGCUGCUGUAGGUCCUCCUUGGUUGGGGACAGAUCUAGGUGCUGCUGUAGGACCUCCUUGGUUGGGGACAGAUCUUGGUGCUGCUGUAGGUCCUCCUUGGUUGGGGACAGAUCUAGGUGCUGCUGUAGGUCCUCCUUGGUUGGGGACAGAUCUUGGUGCUGCUGUAGGUCCCCCUUGGUUGGGGACAGAUCUAGGUGCUGCUGUAGGCCCUCCUUGGUUGGGGACAGAUCUAGGUGCUGCUGUAGGCCCUCCUUGGUUGGGGACAGAUCUAGGUGCUGCUGUAGGUCCUCCUUG
Oncorhynchus keta (chum salmon) is the source of this 1171-nucleotide messenger RNA. RefSeq lists its product as uncharacterized. The transcript has 2 exons. The annotation marks the transcript as partial. Lineage: Eukaryota; Metazoa; Chordata; Actinopteri; Salmoniformes; Salmonidae. The record is from RefSeq and is a predicted model, not a curated record.